Acanthaster planci (crown-of-thorns starfish) is the source of this 16412-nucleotide messenger RNA. RefSeq lists its product as uncharacterized. Gene Ontology annotation, molecular function: calcium ion binding. The record is from RefSeq and is a predicted model, not a curated record. Gene Ontology annotation, cellular component: membrane. NCBI's taxonomy places the organism in Eukaryota, Metazoa, Echinodermata, Asteroidea, Valvatida, Acanthasteridae.
UUACGGUUGACAAAUCAAGAGCGUACUUUCCAGCAUGACUACAACACUUACAUGUUGCUGUGAAAAAUAGACCCUAGGCCUAUUGACUGUCGUUUUGCUGUUACGCAGAACUCGCGAAGUAUCUUUCCAGCCCAAGAACCUAUCAAGGGCUAGGAAAAUGCUGCGGAUUUUCCUUCAGACGUUGGUGGCUGCAGCUACAUUUCAAAUUAUAGAUGCAGUGGACUUCGCACUAAUUGCUGAUCUCAUGACCGGUGCCAUCUACGCGGGAAGCAUGAGUCAAAAUCUGUCGGACUUAGCACGCCUUCCACUCAGUGGGGUCAGUCGUCCUGUUGCCGUUGACUAUGAUCCGGUAGACAGAAUGGUCUACUGGACUGACGUGGCUAGCCUGCCCUCGCCUAAGAUUUCAAGAGCAUAUCUGAAUGGAGGCAACCAAAUGACGCUUGUGGACAGUGUAGAAGUUCCAGACGGGUUAGCACUGGAUGUUGUAGCAAGGAUGAUGUAUUGGACAGAUGAUGACCUUAGACACGUCGCACGUGCUCCUAUGGACGGCAAUGGCACCACGGAGAUCAUCCUUGAACGUCUAGAUCACCCAAGAGCCAUUAUAGUUGACCAUGACAAUGGACACAUCUACUGGACAGACUGGGGACAGAUUGCCAAAGUCGAGAGAGCGGACUUAAACGGCGAAAACAGGACUGUGAUAAUUGAUACAGACCUCUUUUGGCCGAAUGGUAUUGCAAAAGACGACAACUAUUUGUACUGGUGUGAUGCUUAUCUUGACAAAGUCGAGCGUAGCGACCUCCUUGGCAAUAACAGGACGCUCAUCAUAGACCUGUCUAGUCUUUACCGACCCAUUCAUCCGUUUGACGUGGCCGUCUACGACGAGUAUGUGUUCUUGACCGAUUGGGCCGACUCGGUAAUUCGUCGUGUCUCUUCCAACGGCACCUCUGAGUUUUUUGGCCCGGCACUCUUUGCUCAGGCUGGAGGCAUUCAUAUUUACAGAGAACCUAGCUACUGCAAUAGUUCUCUCUGCAAUUCCAAUGGAACUUGCGUGGAUGUCAUCGGCGGAUUUUCUUGUGAUUGCCAAACAGGUUACGACGGCCCAACCUGUGAAUAUGCCGGCCUUCGUCUGAUCGGAAACACAACCCGUAGCGAGGGACGACUAGAGAUUUUCCUGAACGGUGAAUGGGGUACGGUGUGUAACACCUCAUGGGGACUGGCAGACGCCCACGUGGCGUGCAGGCAGCUGGGCUUCCCGGCAGGUGCCAUCAAGGUUACAAGUGGCUCGAUGUAUGGUGGUGGCGUGGGUCCGAUUCAUUUGGACAAUUUCGGCUGCACGGGUCAGGAAAACUUCUUGGAAGCUUGCCCUCACGCCAGCACUGGGGUUCAUGACUGUACCCAUAGUGCGGAUGUAGGCGUCUUAUGUUCACCUUCGGUUCGUUUAGUGAACGGUUCAAGACCCAACGAAGGUCGUGUGGAGGUCUUCUGGAAUGACACCUGGGGAACAGUAUGCGACGACGGAUGGGGUGUCGAUGAGGCUACCGUCGUCUGCCGAGAGCUAGGGUUCGCCGGAGCUCGAGCAGAAGCCUUUCCGCGCGCUUUAUUCGGAGAGGGACAAGGGCUGCAGAUAGUGCUGGAUGAUGUGAGGUGUGUGGGUGAUGAGGAUACAUUAUUUCAGUGCCAACACAGAGUUCCAGGCAGUCACAACUGUCUCCACUACGAAGAUGCUGGAGUUCGUUGUGCCGAACUCCGUCUUGUUGGCGGCAGAACGCGUAACGAAGGCCGGCUUGAGAUCCUCACAAACGGCGUAUGGGGAACAGUUUGUGACGACUCAUGGGGACUACAGGACGCCCGAGUGGCUUGCAGACAGCUCGGCUUCCCCAAUGCCAUCAGCGCUACUCAAGGAGGAACUUUCAGAAGUGGAGGUGGACCCAUUCACAUCGGCAAUGUCACGUGCUCUGGUCAGGAAAGCAGCCUUCAAAUUUGCCCAGUUGACAUUCGUCCAACUCAGUGCACUCACAGUGAGGAUGCAGGAGUUGUGUGCAGUCCUUCAGUGCGGUUGGUGAACGGAGGGAGCGCUAGUGAGGGUCGCGUGGAAAUAUUUUUCCGUGAUACCUGGGGAACCGUUUGUGAUGACCUCUGGGAUACUCGAGACGCUUCUGUUGUCUGCAGGGAGCUUGGUUUUUCCAGAGCAUUGAGUGUGGGCUACUAUGGUUCUGGCUUUGGGCUGCAGAUUUUGCUCGACAAUGUCGCUUGCAGUGGCGACGAGGCAACGCUGUUUGACUGCAGUCAUCCCGGCCCUGGCAAUCACAACUGCGCACACUUUGAAGAUGCCGGACUCCAAUGUGACGCCUGCAGCCACGACUUUUGUACAAAUGGAGGAACGUGUAACACCCUACCAGGCGGAAUCUUUUGUCAUUGUCCAGCAGGCUUUGAUGGCCCGAGUUGCGAAUUCGCUGGUCUACGUUUAGUUGGAGGGAACUUGCGAAGCGAGGGCAGGCUGGAGGUCCUCCUGAGCGGGGAGUGGGGCACGGUUUGUGAUCGCUCGUGGGGGCUGGAAGAGGCCCAGGUGGCAUGCAGGCAGCUGGGCUUCCCUUGGGCUGUUGAGGCUACCUUGGGAGGAUCUUUUGCCGGUGGAACAGGCCCUGUCCAUCUGCAAGGUGUGAUGUGCAAUGGUCAGGAGAGUAAUCUUUUGAACUGUUCGCAUAGCGGUAUCGGAGUCCACAACUGCACUCAUGCUGAGGACGCUGGUGUCGUGUGUAAUCCCAGAGUUCGCUUGGUAAACGGUCAAAGUCCCAGCGAGGGUCGCGUGGAGGUGUUUUGGAAUAGUGCCUGGUGGACGAUCUGCGAUGACUAUUGGGGCAUCAAUGACGCCACAGUCAUCUGCCGUGAACUAGGCUAUUCUCGAGCAGUGCAAGCCCUUCGGUAUGCUGAAUUUGGCGAAGGAGUUGUUGAUACACUUCUUGACGAUCUUCAUUGUCGGGGUGAUGAGGAGACAGUGUUUGAUUGCCAGCACAGGGGCCCACAGAUACAUGACUGUACUCACCGCGAAGAUGCUGGGGUCGAGUGCGAGCCAUGCGACAGCAUGCCAUGUCUGAAUGGAGGAAGCUGCUCUAGUUUCCCUGGCAACUUUAGCUGUCAGUGUCGUGAAGGAUACAGUGGACCAGCCUGUGAAAUUGUUGAACUCCGCCUUAUUGGAGGCAGAACCCGUAAUGAGGGCCGGAUCGAGAUCUUCCUCAACGGUACGUGGGGCACGCUCUGUGACAACUUGUGGGGGUUGGAGGAAGCUCAAGUGGCGUGCCGACAGUUGGGAUUUCCCGGUGUCAUGGAGGUUGCGCCGGACAGGUCUUUAUACGGCGACGGAUUCGGGCCGAUUCACCUCGACAACAUCUCGUGCAUUGGUGAUGAAAACGGUCUGGAGAGUUGCCAGCACAGAGGAAUCGGAGUCCAUAAUUGUAAUCACUCCAUGGAUGCAGUUGUCAGUUGUAAUUCUGCAGUUCGUUUAGUGGACGGCUCAACUACUAAUGAAGGACGCGUGGAGGUGUUUUAUAAUGGUGUCUGGGGAACCGUGUGCGAUGAUGGCUGGAGCUCCACUGAUGCUAAUGUCGUCUGCCGAGAGCUGGGGUUUGGCGAAGCAGCGCAUGCCCUGGCGGGUGGGAUUUUUGGUCCGGCAGGGGAGCUGGAUAUUCUUCUCGACAAUCUGAACUGUCAGGGCAAUGAGCAGACGUUGUUCGGUUGUCAGCAUGCAGGUCUGUGGAAUCACGACUGUACGCAUUCUGAGGAUGCAGGUGUCAGCUGUGCUAAUAUACGUCUUGAAGAUGGGAACAGCCGCAAUGAAGGUCGGGUUGAGAUCUUCCUCAGUGGCGAAUGGGGCACAGUGUGUGAUGACUCAUGGGGGAUGGAGGAGGCCCGGGUGGUUUGCAGGCAACUGGGCUUUCCUGGUGCCAUCGACGCUACCCUAGGUGGUGUUUUCCCAAGAGGAACUGGGCCGAUUUAUUUGACCGGUGUUAUGUGUUCCUCGCUCGAUAGUAGUCUUCAGAGUUGUCCACGUGAUGAGAAUAGAGCCCACAAUUGCACUCACAGCCAGGAUGCAGGCGUGAUAUGUUCCCGUGCAGUUCGUUUGGAAAACGGCCAGAGCUCAAACGAAGGACGCGUUGAGGUGUUUUGGGACGGAUCCUGGUGGACCAUCUGUGAUAUCGAUUGGAACAUCAUCGACGCAGGAAUCGUAUGUAGGGAACUGGGCUUCUCCAGAGCCGUUCAUGCUGUACCCGGGGGCACCUUCGGUGGAAACUUUGGGCUGAGUAUACUACAGCCAAGUCGAUAUUGUUUUGCAAGCGAUGAGACACUUAUAGAUUGUGGAUACAGGAGGCAGGCAUUCUCAUCGUUUCCUUUCUGCUCACAUGCGUAUGAUGCGGGGGUAAGGUGCGAACCCUGUGACAGCCGACCAUGUAUGAACGGGGGUAAUUGCCAGAGUACCACCAUUGGCUUCACGUGCCACUGCCCAGCUGGUUUUAGUGGACCGACCUGUGCCGUUGCUGAGCUUCGUCUGGUAGACGGAAGUAACCGUUACGAAGGCAGGCUUGAAAUCAGUAUCAACGGCACUUGGGGCACUGUUUGUGGUGACCUGUGGGACCUACAGGACGCCCAAGUAGCCUGCAGGCAGCUCGGUUUCCCUGGUGUUAUCCGGGAAACUCAUGGUGGAUCUUUUGGAAAUGGAACGGGCCCAAUUUAUCUCGACGAUGUCAUAUGCACUGGUGAUGAAGAAAACCUGGAGAGUUGUGUACAUGCUGGCAUAGGAAUACACAACUGUGAUCACUCAAAUGACGUGGGAGUUGUGUGCGAGCCUGCAGUCCGAUUAGUGGGUGGCUCGACAUCGAAUGAAGGGCGUGUUGAAGUGUUCUCCGGUGGCGUGUGGGGAACCAUCUGCGACGAUCGUUGGGACCUGAUGAACGCCGCUGUCGUCUGCCGUGAGCUUGGCUUAGGAGGGGCCCUGGACGCUCUGUCCCGGGCUGCCUUCGGGGGUGGUUACGGACUUGAAAUUCUGCUGGAUAACGUAGCUUGCAUCGGGGACGAAGAUACCGUGUUUGAUUGCCGUCAUCCAGGACUGGGGAAUCACAAUUGUGGUCACUCUGAAGAUGCAGGAGUUCGGUGUGGUCGACUUCGCCUUGCUGAUGGCAACAGCUAUAAAGAUGGUCGCGUUGAGGUGUUUCUCAACGGAGUAUGGGGUACAGUAUGCGACGACUCGUGGGGACGACAGGACGCCCAGGUGGCUUGCCGGCAGCUUGGCUUCCCCGGCGCCAUAGAAGCUAUCCCGGCAGGAUCGUUUGGAGCUGGUGACGGUCCAAUCCACCUGAACGAUGUGGCAUGCACCGGUCUCGAAAGCGACCUCCACAGUUGUUCGCACAGUGGGGUCGGUGUUCAUAACUGUACUCAUAGUGAAGACGCAGGCGUCAUAUGUGACCACUCAGUGAGACUGGUUGACGGCUCAAGUUCCAACGAAGGCCGAGUAGAGGUGUUCUUGAAUGGGAGUUGGGGAACGGUUUGCGACGAUUUUUGGGGUAUUUUCGAUGCUACAGUCGUCUGCCGGCAACUGGGCUUCUCCCGAGCGGUGCGAGCCCUUACAGGUGGUGCCUUUGGAGGGAACUACGGACUAGAGAUACUACUUGAUAAUGUUGCUUGCAGGGGUGAUGAACAGACUAUCUUCAAUUGUCCACAUAAAGGUGUUGGGAUCCACAACUGUGGACAUUACCAGGAUGCUGGGGUUCGAUGUGAGCCUUGUGACAGUGAACCCUGUAUGAACGGUGGAUCUUGCACCAGUUCUUCUACAAAUUUCACCUGCAGUUGUGCUCCUGGUUACUCUGGACUUACCUGCGAAUUUGCUGAACUGCGUCUUGUCGGAGGAAGCACUCGUAAUGAGGGUCGACUUGAGAUCUUUCUGAACGGAACGUGGGGUACAGUGUGCGGUGACCACUGGGAUCUACGGGACGCCCAGGUGGCUUGCAGACAGCUCGGUUUCCCCGGUGUCACAGAUGCUGUGGCAACAGGCUCAUAUGGAAACGGCACUGGACCGAUUUACCUGGAUGAUCUCAUGUGCACCGGCAGAGAAAGCAAUCUAGAAAGCUGUAUUCACAGUGGGAUUGGAGUCAAUAAUUGCAACCAUGCCCAGGAUGUAGCCAUUGCGUGUUCCCUUGCAGUCCGCUUAGCGGACGGUUCCAGUUCCAAUGAAGGGCGGGUGGAGGUGUACUCCAACAGUGUCUGGGGGACUAUCUGUGAUGACUACUGGGACUUGAAUGACGCAGCUGUCAUCUGCCGGGAGCUGGGUCGCGGAGGUGCUUUACGGGCCUUGACUGGGGCUGUCUUUGGUGGUGGCUACGGGCUGGAUAUACUCCUGGAUAAUGUUGAAUGUACGGGUGAUGAAGAGACUGUGUUCAGUUGCUCACACAAUGGAGUCGGGAUUCACAACUGCAGACAUUACGAGGAUGCUGGGGUCAGAUGUGGUGAGAUUCGUCUCGUUGGCGGUGACACUCACAACGAAGGCCGCUUAGAGAUCUUCACUAAUGGCCAAUGGGGCACGGUAUGCGAUGACUCGUGGGGAUUUCAGGACGCCCAGGUGGCUUGCAGGCAGCUUGGCUUCCCCGGUGCCAUCAGGGCUGCCGAGGGAGGAUUAUUCGGAGUUGGUACUGGACCAAUACACCUGGAUGAUGUAUCAUGCACUGGUCUCGAAAACAACCUCACUAGUUGUCCUCACAGAGGGAUCGGGGUUCAUAAUUGCACGCAUGACGAUGACGCAGGCGUCAAAUGUAACCCAUCAAUUCGACUGGUGGACGGUUUAAGCUCCAACGAAGGCCGCGUGGAGGUGUACUACAAUGGCGCUUGGGGAACAAUUUGUCAUGACAGCUGGAGUCUUAACGAUGCUAGAGUCGUCUGCCGGCAACUGGGCUACUCCCGAGCCAUGCGAGCUCUUACAGGGGGUGCCUUUGGAGAGAACUUUGGGCUGCAGAUUCUACUGGAUAAUGUUGCUUGUAGGGGCAGAGAAGAGACUCUUUUCGAUUGUAGACACAAUGGUGUUGGCAUUCACAACUGUGGACAUCAAGAGGAUGCUGGCGUCCGAUGUGAGCCGUGUGACAGUGACCCUUGUUUGAACGGUGGGAUUUGUAGCAGUUUCGUUAGUGGUUUCACGUGCAACUGUAGCAUGGGAUACAGUGGACCUACUUGUGCAUUUGCUGAACUCCGUCUUGUCAACGGGAGCAAGCCUUAUGAGGGGCGUCUUGAAAUCUUCCUCAACGGCACGUGGGGUUCAGUGUGCGGCGACCAGUGGGGCAUACAUGACGCGCAGGUGGCAUGCAGACAGCUCGGUUUUCCCCAGGCUGUGGCAGCCACACCGGGUGGUUCGUACGGAAGCGGCACGGGGCCAGUUUACCUGGAUGACCUCGUGUGCACCGGUCGGGAAGGCAAUCUGGAGAGUUGCAGGCACAACGGGCUCGGAGUUCAUAACUGCAGCCACACCAACGAUGCGGGGGUCAUUUGUUCUCCACGAGUUCGCCUAGUCGAUGGUUCGAACCAAAAAGAAGGACGUGUGGAGGUGUUCUCAGGGGUUGCCUGGGGGACUGUGUGUGAUGAUGGCUGGGACCUGCGCGAUGCCACUGUGGUCUGCCGGGAGUUGGGUUUUGGCAGAGCAGUACGGGCGCUGAAAGGGGCUGCUUUCGGUCAGAAUAGUGGUUUACCGAUCGCGCUUGGUAACCUUGCCUGCUCGGGUGAUGAACAGACUAUCUUAGACUGCCGACAAGGUGCUCUGGGAAUCAACUAUUGCUAUCAUUCUGAGGAUGCUGGGGUCCAAUGUGAUAACAUUCGCCUUAGUGGUGGCAACAACUUCAGCGAAGGCCGGGUAGAAGUGUUCGUCAACGGUCAGUGGGGCACAGUGUGUGACAGAUCAUGGAAUAUAGAGGAUGCCCGGGUAGCUUGCAGACAGCUAGGGUUCCCAGAUGCCAUGGAGGCUAUCCAAGGAGGAUCAUUUGAGGGUGGAAGUGGACCCAUUCAUUUGGCGGAUCUCGGUUGUGCUGGAACUGAGUCAGACCUGCCAAGUUGCCCCCAUGCCGGUGUCCAAAACUGUUCUCACGAUGACGAUGCGGGCCUCAAAUGCAUUCCAAGGGUUCGUUUGGUCAAUGGUGCCAGCUCCAACGAAGGUCGGGUAGAGGUUUAUUGGAGCGGUAGUUGGGGAACAGUUUGCAACGACUUCUGGAGUUUUAACGACGCACGAGUCAUCUGCAGGGAAUUAGGCUUCUCCAGAGCUCUACGCGCCAUCACCGACGGCUCCUUCGGUGGGAACUACGCACUUGACAUAUUUCUGGAUAAUGUCUUCUGUACCGGGACCGAGGUGACAAUCUUUGAUUGUCCGCACGCCGGGCUUGGGGUUCACAAUUGCAGACAUCAUGAGGAUGCCGGGGUCCGAUGCGAGCCAUGUGACAGCGAACUGUGUCUAAAUGGAGCCACGUGCACCAGUUCGUAUUCGGGACGUUACACUUGCCAUUGUCUCACGGGCUUCAGUGGGAGACAUUGCGAAAAUGCUGAACUACGUCUUGUCGGAGGAAGCACUCGUAAUGAGGGUCGGCUUGAGAUCUUUCUGAACGGAACGUGGGGCACGGUGUGCGGUGACCACUGGGAUCUACGGGACGCCCAGGUGGCUUGCAGGCAACUCGGUUUCCCCAAUGUCACGGAGGCCUUAAGAGGGGGAUCUUUUGGAAGUGGAACUGGACCGAUUUACCUGGAUGACCUCCUUUGCACCGGUCGGGAAAGCAAUCUGGAAAGUUGCGCGCAUAGUGGGGUUGGAGUCCAUAACUGUAACCACACUAACGAUGCCGGGGUCAUCUGUCAACCAAGAGUUCGCUUAGCAGAUGGUUCCAGUUCCAAUGAAGGGCGCGUGGAAGUAUACUCUAACGGUGUCUGGGGGACUAUCUGUGAUGACUACUGGGACUUGAACGACGCCGCUGUAAUCUGCCGGGAGCUGGGUUUCGGAGGUGCUUUACGGGCCUUGACUGGGGCUUUCUUUGGUGGUGGCUAUGGGCUGGAUAUACUCCUGGAUAAUAUUGAAUGUACGGGUGAUGAAGAGACUGUGUUCAAUUGCUCACACAAUGGAGUCGGGAUUCACGACUGCGCACAUUUCGAGGACGCUGGGGUCAGAUGUGAGAAACUCCGUCUUGUUAACGGCACAAUCCCUAAUGAGGGCCGACUUGAAGUCUUCCUAAAUGGUGAAUGGGGCAUAAUUUGUGGCAACUCUUGGGGAUUAGAGGAAGCAGAGGUGAGUUGCCGGCAGCUGGGUUUCCCAGCAGCUGUUGAAGCCACCCAGGGCUCGUUGUUUGGACUUGCCACCGGGCCGGUUCAUCUUCGGAACGUAACGUGUACUGGUGUCGAAAACGACUUUGAGAACUGUCAGUAUGAUACGACCGGCUUUGACAAUUGUAAUCUCUCAGAAGUUGCAGGAGUCGUGUGUUCACCAUCAGUUCGCUUGGUUGACGGCUCGGGCUCCUACGAGGGUCGCGUGGAGGUGUACUGGAAUGGUGCCUGGGGAACAGUCUGCGAUGAUUACUGGGGACUGAGCGACGCCACUGUCGUCUGUCGUGAAUUGGGCUUCUCUAACGCCAUCCGAGCCCUGGGCAGUGCUUUUUUCGGUGGCGGAUACGGGCUGGACAUACUUCUUGACAAUGUUGACUGCACUGGCCAAGAAGACACGAUAUUCCAAUGCCGUCACAGGGGUGUGGGAGUCCACGAUUGUAGACAUUACGAAGAUGCUGGAGUCCGAUGUGACCCAUGCGGCUAUAAUCCAUGCAGGAACGGUGGGAAUUGCACUAUCACAAGCAGCGGUUUUAGCUGUCAGUGUUCCGACGGAUAUACUGGGUUAACAUGUAACGUCUCUGACCUUCGCCUCAACCCUGAUGGCCGCAUCGAGAUUUUCCUUAACGGUGAAUGGGGAACGAUUUGUGGCAACUCGUGGGACAUAGAAGACGCCCAAGUAGCUUGCAGGCAGCUUGGCUUUCCUAACGCUACCUCAGCAAUCAAGGGUGGGAUUUUGGGGAGUGGCACGGGACCGAUUCAUCUCAGUAACAUAUCGUGUACUGGACUUGAAGAUAACUUGGAGCAGUGUCUGCACACUAGAAAUCCAACCCACAACUGUAAUCAUAGCCAGGAUGCAGGCGUCACAUGUGCACCAUCAGUCCGUUUGGUCAACGGCAUGGUACCUACGGAGGGGCUUGUCGAGGUGUUCCUUGGUGGUUCCUGGGGAUAUAUCUGCGACUCUGUUUUACCCCCAGCCUGGGAUUUGGAUGCAGCUAAUGUCGUUUGUCGGGAACUGGGCUUUGUCAGCGCAGUGCAAGCCUUGCGAUGGCCAGGUCCUUCACCACCGGUACUCCUCAGUGAUGUUGAUUGUGAAGGAGACGAACGGUCUCUCCUCGAGUGUCGUGUUUUUAAUAACAAUCAGCUUUGCCUGCCUGGCGAUGGAGUAGGUGUGAGAUGCAUUGUUGGUUGUCAGAUAGCUCCCGAGCCUUUUAGUAUUGUCAUGAUCCGACCACCUCAACGGGUUGCCUAUAGUCCCGGUGAAUCGGUCAGGUAUUUCUGCCUGGACGGUUAUCUGCUCGUUGGGUCCGCUGUACGAGUAUGCCAGUCUAACCAGACCUGGUCCGGUCAGCCAGCGGCUUGCAUCGAAGAUCCUUGCAUCAGUAAUCCUUGUUUAAACGAGGCAACUUGCGACAGUGAUCCGAAUGGCUUCGAUUGUGUCUGCCCAGCUGGCUACGAAGGGCCGACAUGUUCAGAUGUUGCCCAUUGUGUCCUUGCGCCUAAUUCAUCCAAUGUCAUCGUGGUAGUAUCAGGCCAACAGGAUCUAUACCUUCCUGGUGACUGGGUUGAGUAUGACUGCCCGGCCGGAUAUCAUCUCAACGGAUCUGCUGUCAGGAUUUGUCUGUCUGAUUUCUCAUGGUCGGGACAGCAGACAGACUGUGUUGGAGAGAAUUGCGGCGACAGACCAUGCUUAUAUGGGGGUACCUGUACCAGUUCAGUAGACGGGUUUACCUGCAAGUGUCCAUCUGGUUAUGAAGGACGAAUAUGUGAAACAGUUGUUCAGUGCGUGCUUCGUCCCGACCCAGCUGAUUUACUGAUGGUGGUUUCAGGUCAGCAGUCGGUCUACCUUUCUGGUGACACAGUUGAGUAUGAUUGUCCCAACGGUUAUCAUCUUGACGGAUCCGCCUCAAGGAUUUGCAAGUCAGACUUUACUUGGUCUGGCCAACCCGCAGUCUGUGUUGCAGAAAAUUGCGACAGUGCACCGUGUAUGUACGGGGGGACCUGCAUAAGCUCUGUCGAAGGGUUCACCUGCAUGUGUCCAGCUGGCUACAAAGGUCGCACGUGUUCAACGGUUGCCCAGUGCAUGCUUAAUACCCCUGACCUCUCGGGCAAUCUGACGGUGGUAUCAGGCCAGCAGGCUGUCUACCUUCCUGGUGACUCAGUUACGUAUGACUGCCCGGAUGGAUAUCAUCUCAGCGGGUCCGCCACGAGGAUAUGUGGGUCAGAUUUCACCUGGUCCGGGCAGCCUGCUCUUUGCGUUGAGGAGAAUUGCGACAGUGCACCGUGCCUGUAUGGGGGAACUUGUGUGAGUUCUGUCGACGGGUUCACCUGUAAUUGUCCAGCUGGCUAUGAAGGUCGAACCUGUGCAAAUGUUGCCCACUGCGUUCUUCCUCACAACCAGGCCAACGUUCUGAUAGUGGUAUCAGAUCAGCAGGCUCUCUACCUUCCUGGUGACACAGUGAAGUAUGGCUGCCCGAACGGAUAUUAUCUCAGUGGCUCUGCUGUGAGGGUUUGCCAAUCUGACUUCACCUGGUCGGGGUCGUCUGCAGUCUGUACUCGAGACCCAUGUGCAAGCAGGCCGUGUGCUAAUGGAGGAAACUGUACUAGUAAUCUCGGCACCAUCACUUGCCAGUGCCCUGAUGGUUUUGUUGGAGCAACGUGCGCAACAGAAACCGGCUGUAAGCCUCCAGUUCUAUCGGCUAAUGUGACCCUCGUAAACAGUGGUGCGUCGUGGUUUGCACAUGGAUACGAGAUAACUCUUACCUGUCAGAAAGGCUACGUCGUAAAGGGCUCUGCCGACCAGUCAGUACAGCAAGUCUGCCGCUCCAAUGGGACUUGGUCUGGCAAACUUGUGCAAUGCGUUCCAGCCCCGUCCUCAAAGGGUACUAAAGAUAAGUCCAGUUCAUCUGUUCCCUCAAUUGUCGGUGGUGUCGUUGGUGGCAUUAUUUUGCUCAUUCUCGUGAUCUUGUUAGCUGGCGUCCUCAUCAAGAAGUGGAGAAAUCACAGAGGCAAACAGACUUUCCUUGGGCUCCAAGGCGACGAUCUUAGUCUGUCAACCUACAGUAAUCCCGCAUUCACCCAAUCUACCGAUUAGUUUUCUAAAACAUGAUAAACUAGUGAAAAACUCCUGAAUGACACAAACAGUUUAUUUUAUACGUAAAAGGUUUAUGGUAAGGCAAUACUCAGAUAAAUUCAAAAGUUACAUCUUUACUUUUUCCUACCGCUUUUACGGCUUAACUAAGUCGCACUACAGUUGAAGUUGAUGAGGUUGUACCCAGCUUGAGCACGCGCAUAUAAAUUAGCUCCAUAUCAGAAGUAUACCGAGAUAAAAAUUACUGUAAUGUACUGGUAAACCUACUUCAUGUACGGGAACGAGACAUAUAUCUCUAGAAAGGGCAGAAUGUCCUCUUUGUAAUGGUAUACAGCUUGUGAUGUUAAGGACCUCCAGUAUAAUACUUGAGCGUAUUUUAUGCAUUAACUCUUCAAUAAGUCAAAGAAUUCAUUGGAAAACGGAAAUAACAUUUACGAUAAAUAGUCUAGUGUUUGUAAGAAAAAGUUGUAAAAGAUAAGAAUAUAAGUUUUCUUAAUUGCUCUGUAUAAACAACGAUGCGAGAAUUUUUUUAUAUAACUGUAAACUAACUAAUGUUACAGGAAUCUUGUUUCCAGGCCCCCCUAUUUUAUUGAAUUUCAAGUUAUACCCUGUGUUUUUCUUUUGAAUGUAUAUACACUUAAAUGCUCCACAUGGUUAACCAAGAAUAUGUUUGAAAGAAUUAUCUAACUAUUCAGAAUGAUAAAAGCAAGAAAAAUUUGCCACACAAGGAUCUGGUUAAUACACGAAAUUUUCAAGUUAGUUUGUUAAAAAUUCCACCUCAUACUUUCACAUUGAAUGCAAAUUGCUAUAAUAUGACUUUUUGGGAAAAAUUAAAGACAGAAGGACAGCAUAGCUUUCUGAAUCACAUUCAGGUAAACAUAAUACUCUACACACCGUCUUAAGAACUAUGCAGCUUCAGUGUCCAUACUAUGCAGAGUACUCACUUGUAGCUUUUGCCCGACUGAUGCCGCAGGACUAAUGUCACGAAUGGAUUAUGAGCAUGAAAUAGGUAUCUAUUGUAGUACACGCGUGGGCGUGUUGAAGGGAUAAUGAUGCGUGCGCGAUCCGCCCCUCAGGAAGAAUUACAAUGAAGCAAAUAAAAAGGAAAGAAACGAAAAAGGCGGAAAGGGGUGAUGCUACUAAAAUAAUGUCGGCCCAGGCCACUUACCAACGUAAGCGGUUUGUCAGUUUGUAGCUGUUUUCCGCUUCCCUCCAAAUCGUGGCCGCGCCCAUGAGUGUAAAUGGGCAAGGGAAAGAAAAUUUAGAAAUUACUCAUUUGCGUGUCCUGCUGGAGCACAUGGCGACCACCUUACCACUACCCGCCCUAUAGGGGUGCAUGUUGUCUUGUGUUAUUGGAACAGCGCCAACACUUUAGAAACGGCUUCCUCUGGGGGCACUGACAGUGCACAUUCAUGAAAAAAUUAGAAAAGCUCAUUUGCCCUUCCAAAGACUGGAAGUUGGAUCAGGCCUAUGCCACCGAAACUUUCACUAGUAUUAAGCUGAUUUGAUGUUUUAAUUUCGUAGGGGUAAUAAUACGAUAAAUGUUAUGCAGUGUACUCUGAAUAAUUAUACUCAGAAUGAGUAUUAAAUGAGCUUAAUUUGCAUACUUUUCUGUUAUCCAAAAUGUAUGAAUAGCUUUCUUUCGAUUUUUACAUUUAGCGAUUUUCUGCGUUCUUGUCUUCUCUCGCCUCUAACCUUGAGUCAGGCUUCGUGGAAUAUGCAUAGCAGCGAUCUUGGUUCUGAUUCAGGUAAAACAAAAAAGUUGUCAUAUUAACCAAGUAGUUUGAUUUCUGGCAAUGCAAUGUGCAUUAAAACAACCUCAAACAUAGUGAUUCAACAACAAAGCACUGUGUUUUACAAACAUACACCGACACGACCUUAGGCAUCUUUAGAAUGGUACGCGUAGGCCUGCUUGGUGUCAGAGGGAGUGCAAACAUUCUCUCCCAUUACAUCUGUCAGAAUCAGUGCAUUUUUCUUCCUUCUCUGGGCCAUCAUACGGUCAGAACACUAUAGUUGAUCCUACUGGUAGUCACUUUUAUCCUAAAUGGUAUAAAAGGCAGGAUUACUGCCUGUUAACGACAGACUCAUUCUUACAUUCAUACAUUUUUCGAUCAAUGAUCGAUAAAAACGUAUUUAUUUUCGAAAAUACAUUAAGACAAAUGCUAAAAAGUUUUAAAAGUCUUGUUUGCGAAAAUAUAAAUGUGACUGUUUUGAAUGACAUAUAGGUGUGGCGACCUUCAAUGGACUUGAGUCAUGUAAGAAAAGCCGAAGCCAAUGUGCGAUUUUUUGCAUGCCGUAGUCUUACAUGUAGACGCCGCACGGCGUGUUGCCAACAUAGAGUACAAUAUAAACUGUUGAAUAUAUUUCUUGUAACAUAAAGCCAAAAGUUUGUUUUUCACACACGGUCAUGGAUGGCCGAACAAUCAUUUUUUUCGGGGGGGGGGCAAUCGGACAAAGGGGGCUUGGGACAAAGUUUCACUUGAAAUGCCAGUAUAAAUCCUAUUCGGUUCUCCCUCUCUCCCAUGAAAUGUUUGUAAUUAAUAGACCAGACGUGUUCUAAAUUCAGUCAGGUGAAUUAUUACAUCUCUUAAUGAUUGCAAUGAUUUACUUUUCAUAGGUUUUAGGCCUACAAACAACAUGUGUAUUAGUUUGCUCAUAAAGUUACCAUUAUUGUGCAAGAUAGUUCCGCUACUGCUGAGAAGUGAGUUUUUGUGGUGACGGAGUACGCUUGUACCCAAGCAAUAUAGUGCAAAAAAUAUUCCAAGAGAGAUAUCCCGACCGUGGACCUCCAGCCUCCAGCCAACCAUUUAGAAUUUUGUGUUUAUUUAUAUAUGCUCUGUAUAUACAGAGAGAGACGCGACACAUCAGAACUGUGGGAAGCAAACUAGCAGGUGUAUGACCCUGUGUACACGUUAAGUUGGCAUAAAUUACUUCCCCGAUCUACUGUACGUACGCUGCUCUGUACUUUUCAUCUCUGUCUUUCACAGCUGAUAAGAGUAAAGACAGAAUGGAACACCCGGUGGAAAUGCUCGUAAUCCUCAUAACCAGAUUCGCCGCGCCCGUGCUUGUUAGGAAUUAAAGGGCCUUCUUGCCUUGGGUGGAGAGUGGCAGAAUACGAAGGGCGGGAAGAUGUAAGUCAUGCUGCCGAAAUGGGAUUUGAAAGGCGAAAAUCGAUUACAGAUAGAAAUCUGGUAUCUUAAAAAUAGAUGAUGAUAAAUAUAUAAGAAUUAAUUGUAUGGAAAUAAUCUGGAAAAGCCUACUGUUUCCCUUUGCGUUUCCCUUGCGUUUUCAGAACACGAUUCCGGCUAAAAGCUAAGCAAAAUUUGUCAGUGCUAACAAGGAAGGACAAGAACCGAUAGUAAUCGCUUGUUGCAAUAUACAAUUCUGCACAAUUCAAUGCACAAUCUACAAACUAUUGUUUUGGCCCUGCAAAAAAUCAAAAUAAAUGAAAAGCUGACACUGACAAAGAUAAGGGGCUUACGAUAUUUUAGGCCGGAAUUUCAUAUUUUUUCAAUACUUUCUAAAUCCUGUUCAUUUUAUGAAGUGCAUAUGUCAUUGCUUAUGACUGCAGUAUCUUAGAUUUGUACAAACCUAAAAAAAGACCUAGCACAGGGAAGUUCCUUGGUAAAAAUAACGCAUCUACAGUUGUAAAAAAAACCAAGGAAUUAAGUCACAUUAUAUAAACUUAGUAUACCCGUAUGCAGUGGAUACAGUACAACAGUGAGACACCGUGAAUACAGUGCUUUUCUGGUGAGGCUAUAUUGUUGAUUUAAUGGCUAUUUAAAGCAUUUUUAUUCCAAUUAAUGAUUUCGAAUAUCCCAAUCAGUCUAAGAAUUGUACGUAUUAUUGGAAAAGUGGAUUAUGUCAUUUGCCAUUCAACUUCAAAAAAUUGCAAAAGAGAAAUAUUACCUGGAACCAUUUUUCACCUGUUCUUUAUGUAACAAUGAAGUUUGAUGAAUCCUGAAAUAUUCUUGUCAAUAAACUGUGUGGCAAACAA